GAAAACUCUGACUCAGAGGGGUCGUCACUGAAUUAGUAAAUGCCAUAAUAGGAUUCACUCAGAUCUCCUGACUCCAAGACCUGAGCUCAUCCCAACCAUUUAAGCUGAUAUAUUCUUCUGGUUCCUUGAAUAUUUUUUAAACUUUUUUUCCAGAAACUUUUAUCUUGUAUAACUUUUUGCCCCUACAUGUUCUUAUACUGUAUGUAUGUCCACAUUUUAAAUAGAAACAUAGUCUUUUUUUUUUAAUUUUAAAAGUCUAACCAAAAGGAAAAACUUGGCAUCUUCUUUCUCAUUGUGAUCAAGGGUGGCUUUUUCAUUUCCACGUGAUGAAUUUAUUAUUCAUCUGGCAUCUUCCUAUUACACUUUGUCUACAGCCCUGUGAAAUUUCUUUUCAGCUUCCAUCAAAGGAUUCAAUUCACAAGAAAUGAGGUGUGUCUAAGGUUUUACCUGGAAGCAAAAAUGAUGCAAGUCUUUCAGGUGAGACCAACCCAAGGUUUUAGGGUGGAGAAUCACAUAACAGCUGCAUGUGUACACUCCAAGAGAACGGAGCAGACACACCGCUGAGAUCCAGCUUCUCCAAGUUUCCAUUUCAAAAAGUUCAGUAGACUAGGACCAAAACAGCCGCUCACUGGGAUUUGUUUGCGGGAGAAAUCAGAAGCCAUGGGCUGGCUUGCUUUAAGAACUGCGGGAGCUCUGGUCAUUUUAAUGGUGGUAGUGGAGGUCAGCAGUGAAUUCUGGGUAGAGGUGAAAGAACAAAAUGAAGAAGAUGGCACAGCAUUGCAGAAGCCCCUCAGAAGGUAUAAACGUGAAUGGGUCAAAUUUGCAAGACCUUGUCGAGAAAGAGAAGACAAUUCAAAGAGGAAUCCGAUUGCUACUAUUAGUUCAGAUUUUCAAAAAACCCAGAGAAUUACGUAUCAUAUCUCUGGAGUGGGAAUUGAUCAGCCCCCUUACGGUAUCUUCGUUGUUAACCCCACAACUGGUGAAAUUAAUAUAACAGCAAUCGUUGAUCGUGAGGAAACCCCAAUGUUCCAGAUCAACUGCCAGGCUCUGGAUGAAAUGGGAAGAAAUGUAGAGACACCUCUUGUGCUUACAGUCAAAAUUUUAGAUGUCAAUGACAAUGCUCCAGUAUUCUCACAAAGUGUAUUCUAUGGUGAAAUUGAAGAAAACAGUGCUGCAAAUACACUGGUGAUGGUGUUAAAUGCGACAGAUGCUGAUGAACCAAAUCAUCUAAAUUCUAAAAUUGCCUUCAAAAUAGUCUCUCAAGAGCCUGCGGGGCAACCCAUGUUCCUCCUAAAUAGACACACUGGAGAAGUGCGUUCAAUGACCAGUACUCUUGAUAGAGAGAAAUACAGCAAGUAUAGCCUGCGUGUAAGUGGUGCAGAUCUUGAUGGAGCUGGACAGGCAACUGAAUGUGGGUGUCAAAUUACAAUUAAAGAUGUCAAUGAUAAUUUCCCAAUUUUUAAAGAAUCACAGCAUUUAAUAAAGAUUGAAGAAAAUACUCUCAGUUCCGAAGUCAUUCGGUUUCAAGUAACAGAUCUCGAUGAAGAGUUCACAGAUAAUUGGUUUGCAGAAUAUUCCUUUACCUCUGGAAAUGAAGGAAAUUGGUUUGUAAUAGAAACGGAUACAAAAACCAAUGAAGGAAUCCUGAAAGUGGUUAAGGCUCUGGACUAUGAACAAUUUCAAACUAUGCAACUUGCUAUAACUGUUAAAAACAAAGCUCCAUUUCACCACUCAGUUAUCUCUCAAUAUAGAAUUCAGUCAAUUCCCAUCACAGUUCAGGUUAUAAAUGUAAAAGAAGGGAUUGCAUUCCAUCCUACUUCAAAGACUUUUACAGUACAGAAAGGCAUAAGUUACAAAAAAUUAAUCAAUUAUGUUCUUGGAACAUACCCAGCCAUUGAUGAAGAUACUAGCAAACCUGCAUCAUUUGUCAGAUAUGCAAUGGGACGUAACGAUGGCAGUUAUUUAGUCAUUGAUUCAAAAACUGCUCAGAUUAAAUUUGUUAAAAACCUUGAUCGAGAUUCAACGUUCAUAGUCAAUAAAACAUUAACAGCUGAGAUUCUGGCAAUAGAUGAUAACACAGGGAAGACAUCAACAGGCACCAUAACUGUUAGAGUGCCUGAUUUCAAUGAAAAUUGUCCUACAGUUUUCACUGACAAGCAAACAGUUUGUCGUACAUCUGCAUCAGUUAUUGUCACAGCUAGGCCUCUGCCAAACCAGCCAGACACUAGACCCUUCACAUUUUCCCUAGUCGAACAGCCUCAGGAAACCCCAGCCACGUGGAGCAUUACAACAAUAAAUGAUACCUCUGCAAAUCUGAGAGCCCAGAAAGCACUAUCUUCUGGAACACAUCCACUUUCUCUCAUAGUUACAGACAGGGAAGGUAUAAGUUGUGAAAUACCAGAGACUCUGGAAUUACGAGCCUGUGACUGUGAUGAGAACCAAGCGUGUUUUAAUAGGGUUCCCUCCCCGAGUGUCAAACCUGAUGACACUAACAGGCAGACAGGGACACCAUCAGUACGCCUUGGUCCUGCUGGCAUUGGUCUGCUCCUUCUUGGCCUGUUGAUGUUGCUGUUGGCCCCCCUUCUGCUACUAUUUUGUGACUGUGGAGCAGGAGGUCUGGGUGGGGUUGGAUCUGGAUUUGUUCCUGUGCCAGAUGGGUCAGAAGGAACAAUUCACCAAUGGGGAAUAGAAGGUGCCCAGCCACAAGAUAAGGAAAUCACAAAUAUUUGUGUGCCUCCAAUAACAGCCAAUGGAACUGAAUUCAUGGAAAAUUCUGAAGUUUGCACAAAUGCCUAUGCAGCAGAGACGGUCGUAGAAGGAACUUCCGGCAUAGAAUUAACGACCAGACUUAGAGCAGCUUCAGGGUCAGGAGGAACCACAGGCCUGGGAGGGGCUGGGUACUCAGGAACAAUGAGGACAAGACAUUCCACUGGAGGCACCAUUAAGGAAUAUCCUGAAGGAGCCAUCAAUAUGACUUUCCUGGACACCUAUUUCUCUCAGAAAGCAUUUGCCUGCUCAGAGGAAGAUGAUAGUCAAGGAAUAAGUGACUGCCUCUUAAUCUAUGAUGAUGAAGGAGUAGAACCUCCUAGUUCUCCCGUAGGCUGUUGUAGUUUUAUUGCAGAUGAUUUUGAUGACAGCUUCUUGGAUUCCUUAGGGCCAAAAUUUAAGAAGCUGGCAGAUAUAAGCAUGGGUAUCGACGAUGAAACCAAACUCUCUCAGGUACCUGGGAAAACAAACAUUAGUAUAGCUGAAAUACCUGGAUCACUGUCAGCAUCUGCUAUGUCCACCAAUGCUACCUGUCAGUCUACGACCAAUGCUACCUAUCAGCCUAUCACCAAUGUUAGCUGUCAGUCUACUACCAAUGUUACCUGUCAGCCUACGACCAAUGUUACCUGUCAGCCUACCACCAAUGUUACCUGUCAACUUGCUACAGGAUCAACUUUCUAUAGCAAUGAAACUUCGACUCUCUCUGCUUCUGGGUCUAUCUUGCAGCCUGCAAUUCCAAUACCUGAUCCUUUGCUCCAGGGCAAUUUCUUGGUGACUGAGUCUUAUACUGCUUCUAGUUCAUUCCUUCAGCCUUCCAGUGUAGUCUUUGAUCCUCGGCUCACAGAAAAUGUGACAGUGACAGAGAGAGUGAUUUGCCCCAUUUCAAGUGUUUCUGGCAUUCAAGGCACCUUACAUGGUUCUACUCAGUUGGCAGGGUCAUGUAAUGUGACCUGCACAGAGGAUCCAUGUUCUCGCCUGAUAUAACCAAAAUUAAUUGGAACGGAAUAAUGACAAAACUUGGCCAUUUUGUCCUAUUACAUAGCCCAAAGACAUUAUUGGCUGUUUUUAUCCAAUGACUAGGAUUAUGACCCAAAUUCUUAAACUCAGACAAUAAUAUGUUGUUGUGGUUGAUAUAAAAACAAUACUCGAAUUAUGCGGAUUCUGACAUCAAAAAGAAACCUAGUAACAUUUUCACCAAGCAAAACUGUGUGAAGAAGUUUUGAAUCAUUCUCUUUUUGUAAUGCCAAUAAGGACAACAUAGCAUAGUACAUAGAGGAACAAUCACAGAGUCAGGAAUACCUGGGUUCCAGUUCUGUCUCUGACAUGUACUGGCUCUAUGAUCAUGGAUAAGUCCGUUUAGUUCAUAGUCACCCGUACUACUCUCUAAGACAUUAAGUUACAAACAAGUUGCUCAUAUGUGUUGGUGGAGGGAGUUUCUAGACCAGGCUUUCCUUAACCUAACAAAAUUAGAGGUCCUAACAAAAAAAAAAUGAUGAAGACAAAAUUAGUAGAUUCAUAUUUCCAAAGCAAUGUUUUUUUGGAAGAGAGUUCAGCCCCAACUUUCAAGACAGGAAAAAUGGGAUUUCUUCUUGACUGUCACCCUUUUUUAUGCCUUACUAUAUUGUAGGCAUCAAAAGCUGUCUUCAGAAGCACUUUGAGCUGCUAGAAGAGAAAAAUAAUAGUAUAUGUUCAAUGUAGUCUGUCUCAUCUCUGGUGUUGGGAGACAUUUGUGCAAAAUAGAUAUAUGAAACCACCGUUGUUAAGCAUUGAGCUUUUGUUAGAUCUCCCAUACUUAUCAGAAAAUAAGCAAAUUGUAUACUAAGGACAUGCUGAAAUAUUUAAGAAAUAUUAGAAGUGUGUAAGCAAACUGUUGUUGAUUUGUGAGCAAUAGCUAAUAUAUUCUAUCACCUUGAAAGAACCCAAAGGUUCCAUUCUAUAUUUGACAUUUAUGGCUUCAAGUACUUCUCAUAGUGAGAGGUAAGUAUGGUAAUAAGUCUUUGGAAAAGGGCUCCAUUUUUUAAAAAGUGUUAGUGGAAAGAUGUCAUCUGUUUAGGUGGUUGGCACAUAAUGGGGAUGACAUGAGUAUUCUCAUAGUAGGUGGCCCCUGAUUAUGAUAGACAUAUUCAUUGGCAUCCUAAACAGCCUUUCAGGAAAACUUAUCACCAGAUCACUUUCUGAUAAAUCACAUGGAUGUGGCAAGGCAUCAACAAGGAUCACUUUUUAAAUGCUAGUAGCACUAGCUCUACAGCUAUGAUAAAUGCAGCAAUUGUGUGCCCUGCCAGAGGUGGGUGAGUUGAGCUUUGAAAGGUUAGAGCAUAUUGCCAUGAAGUUGAAUAUUGUUCUCUUAGUUUUUCAAGCCUUCCCACUCAUUCAAGAAAUUCAACCUUUAGAUUAUAGAGACUGGCAUAGCCCACCCUUUUUAUGCAUAUUCUUACCUUAUUUGAGACCCUAAAAGCUCCAUAACUUCUCGUUUUUCAUAAAAUGUAUAUUUGCUUUACUCCUCAGUUUCUAGACAUAGUCCAGCAGAUAUUUUGUUACUUCCUUCAGAUUCAAUGGAAAGUAACAGAAAUUGAGAACUGCUUAUUAUGGAAUUACAGAAUUGUUCUCUGUAGGAGAGCACCAACUCUACAAUUAACACAGGUGAAUGGACACCUUGCAGUUCUCUCUCCUGUGGCCCUUAAUAAAUGUUUGAAUGUUGAAUAAGUGAAAGACAUUCAGUGCAACUCGAUAAGUAUUUACUGAAUGUCUUCUCCAGCAUCAUAUCUGCCCUACUCUUUCAUCAAAGAGGUAGAAGUGGUUUACCUUGAAGCAGAAGAGGGCCACUACGGAUAUAACAGCAGUAGUAAAGAGAAAGCUGACAUAGCACUGCCAUUGGGAAGACUGUCAAAAAGAAACUGGGCCUAGGGAACACACAGCUUUGACAUUAUGUAUAUAAAAGUGCACCAUUUUUCGUCAGUGGCCAAAGCGUCUAUCUAUGCACCUUUGGGGUAGUUUUACCUCCUUCCUAAUCCUAGAAUAUCAGACUUCUUAUGUAGUAAGAAUGUGUUUUAUUACAUUAACAAGAAACAGAAAAAAAAACAAUAGGAAUUUGUAUAGCAUAAUGGAAAGAGUACUGGAUUAGGAACCCAAAGAUGUAGAUCAUAGUCCUACUCUAUCAUUCACUGGCUGUAUGACUUACCACAUCUCCUUUUGCCUCAGUUUCUCUAUCAGCAAAUUAGGUGGUUGGACUAGAUGAUCUAUAGGUCCUUUCUGAUUCCAUAGCUUUAUGAAUACUUGGGGGGAAAGGUUUCUGUUUGCUGUGGGGAGUGGAAUUUUGUUUAAAUAAGAUGUUUAUAUAAGUGAAAAAUUAAGAUGAAUUAUGUUUUAGGUUGAAAAAGUGCUGUUCUUUGAGUUUCCAUGUUGAAUUAAAUUCAACACUAAGAUGUUUCUUAUUUUGGUACUUUUUUUCACCAAAGUAAAAUUUGAGGUAAAGAAAACAAGAAAAAAAUUUAAUAUUUUUAUUUGUAUGUAUUAUUAA
Molecule: messenger RNA, 6283 nt
Organism: Phascolarctos cinereus (koala)
Lineage: Eukaryota; Metazoa; Chordata; Mammalia; Diprotodontia; Phascolarctidae
Gene: DSG3
Product: desmoglein 3
Biological process (GO): homophilic cell-cell adhesion
Cellular component (GO): plasma membrane; desmosome
Molecular function (GO): calcium ion binding
Source: RefSeq, a predicted model, not a curated record